Messenger RNA from Phyllopteryx taeniolatus (common seadragon), 3043 nucleotides. It is a transcript of the gene tubgcp3, whose product is annotated as tubulin gamma complex component 3. Gene Ontology annotation, molecular function: microtubule minus-end binding; gamma-tubulin binding. The transcript has 23 exons. The record is from RefSeq and is a predicted model, not a curated record. Gene Ontology annotation, cellular component: gamma-tubulin small complex; spindle pole; centrosome. The coding region runs from base 41 to 2755 and encodes 904 amino acids. Gene Ontology annotation, biological process: spindle assembly; cytoplasmic microtubule organization; meiotic cell cycle. NCBI's taxonomy places the organism in Eukaryota, Metazoa, Chordata, Actinopteri, Syngnathiformes, Syngnathidae.
GAUUGUUUCUCAAUUACAAGAAACGUUAGCCUCGGACAGAAUGGCGACCCUAGAUCAGAAAUCACCCAACGUGCUUCUCCAGAGUCUUUGCUGCAGAAUUACGGGGAAAAGCGAAGCUGAAGUUGCCCAACAGUUCCAGUAUGCAGUGCGAGUCAUUGGCAGUAACUACGCUCCCACUAUUGAACGGGAUGAAUUCCUGGUGACGGAGAAGAUCAAGAAAGAAUUGCUGAAGCAGCGGCGAGAGGCAGACGCUGCCCUUUUCUCAGAGCUGCAUAGAAAACUACAGACACAGGGUGUGCUGAAGCAUCGCUGGUCUGUUCUCUACUUGCUGCUCAGCCUUUCUGAAGAUCCCCGCAAGCCUUCCAGUAGGGUUGGAAACUACGGGGCUCUGUUUGCCCAGGCCCUCCCUAGAGAUGCCCACUCCACUCCAUUCUACUGUGCCCGGCCUCAGAGUCUGGCCCUGGGCUAUGGGGAGAGGAGCAGUGGCUUGUCAGCCAGCAUGGGCACAAGUGGGAUCUCAAGUCUCGGAGUCUACACACUCAAUGGACCCACGCCAACACCGCAGUCACUUUUGGCUGGUCAACCUCAGUCUGCGGCAGGAGUUGCUCCCCCUCUGGUCUCCCGACUGCCCUGGGCACUUCCUGCAAGUUCCUCCCCCUCCUCAGCUCUAGGUCCCGCCACCAUUCGGCCACCCCUUGGACCCUCGCACCCCACCACCAGAGCAGUCCGCCACAGGCAGGAUGGUGAUGCAUCCGGCGAGGUGAGCGAAGCGGCACUGGUGCGGGACAUCCUCUACGUAUUCCAAGGGAUCGAUGGCAGGUUCAUCAAGAUGAGCACCCAAGAUAAUUGUUACAGAAUAGAUGGCAAGGUGAUGGUGAGCAAAUCCCUUAGGGACACCAGCAGCAGACUGUCUGAGCUUGGCUGGCUCCACAAUAAAAUCCGCAAGUACACAGAUGCCAGGAGCCUAGACCAGGCCUUUGGACUAGUUGGACAGAGCUUCUGUGCAUCACUCCACCAGGAGCUGAAGGAGUACUACAGACUCCUUUCCGUCCUUCACUCUCAGUUGCAGAUAGAAGAUGACCAGGCUGUGAACAUAUGUACAGAGAGCAAUCUGACCCUCAGAAGGCUCCUGGUCUGGAUGUAUGACCCCAAAGUCCGGCUCAAAACGCUUGCUGCCCUCGUCGACUUCUGCCAAGGCCGGAAAGGUGGGGAGCUGGCGUCAGCUGUUCAUGCCUAUGGAAAAACAGGAGACCCACAGAUGAGGGCGCUGGUGCAACACAUCCUAAGCCUGGUGUCACACCCAAUCCUUAACUUCUUGUAUCGGUGGAUCUAUGAUGGAGAGCUUGAGGACACUUACCAUGAGUUCUUUGUGGCAUCAGAUCCAAACGUGAAAACCGAUCGCCUGUGGCACGACAAGUACUCUCUCAGAAAGUCAAUGAUCCCUUCGUUCAUCACCAUGGACCAGGCUCGCAAGGUUCUGCUGAUUGGUAAAUCCAUCAACUUCCUGCACCAAGUUUGUCAUGACAGAACGCCGCCUGGCAAAAUCACACCAGCGUCCAAAUCUACAGACACACCCAAAGAUGCAGCAGAACUGCUGUCGGACCUGGAGGGGGCAUUUCAGGAGAAGAUUGACGCCGCCUACUUUGACACCAGUAAAUACCUGCUGGACGUCCUCAACCGGAACUACCUGCUGCUGGAGCACCUGCAGGCCAUGAGGAGAUACCUGCUGUUGGGCCAGGGAGAUUUCAUCAGACACCUCAUGGACUUGCUCAAACCAGAGCUGGCAAGACCCGCCACCACUUUGUACCAACACAACCUGACAGGUAUCUUAGAAACGGCCAUCAGAGCAACAAACGCCCAGUAUGACAACGUGGUGAUCCUCAAGCGGCUGGAUGUGCGACUGCUCGAGGUGUCUCCUGGCGAUACUGGAUGGGAUGUAUUCAGUCUGGACUACCACGUUGAUGGGCCACUUACUACGGUUUUUACUCGGGAAUGUAUGGGCCACUACCUGCGUGUUUUUAAUUUCCUGUGGCGGGCCAAGAGGAUGGAGUACACACUAACUGACAUCUGGAAAGGACAGAUGUGUAAUGCCAAGCUACUCAAAACUAUGCCUGAGCUCUCUGGCGUGCUGCAUCAGUGCCACAUCCUGGCGUCUGAGAUGGUCCACUUCAUCCACCAAAUGCAGUACUACAUCACUUUCGAGGUGCUAGAGUGUUCCUGGGAUGAGUUAUGGAAUAAAGUACAGCAAGCACAGGACCUAGAUCACAUCAUUGCUGCCCAUGAAGUGUUCCUCGACACCAUCAUCUCUAGAUGCUUGCUGGACAAUAACAGCAGGUCUCUUUUGAACCAACUGAGGGCCAUCUUUGACCAAAUCAUCGGGUUCCAGAAUGCUCAGGACUCUCUCUACCGCUCUGCGCUGGAGGAGCUGGCCCUCCAGUUGCAGUUCGAGGAGAAGAAACAGCAGAAUGAGGAGGAGGGUCAGUGGGGGGUGACAGCUGAACAGGAAGCAGAGGAGAAGAGGAGGAUUCGGGAGUUUCAGGAAACCAUACCGAAGAUGUGUUCCCAGCUGCGCAUCCUCACACACUUUUACCAGAGUAUUGUCCAGCAGUUCCUGGUGCUGCUGACCACCAGCUCAGAUGAGAGUCUUCGUUUCCUCAGCUUCAGACUUGACUUCAAUGAACACUACAGGGCCAGAGAACCAAGGCUGCGAGCAUCAAUAGGAGCCACACGGGGGCGACGGAUGUCCAAUAUCUGACCUUUAGUUAUUGGAACAUUUAGUAUGACAUCACAGACCAGACAACCAGCACGUCAUUUCAAGAUAAUGUCGUGCCUUGGUGGAGCUCUUGUGCGCUGUAAUGAACAAUCUGACAAUAUUGGGAGCCAAUUGAGGACAAAUCAGUGGAAGCCAGCUCCAGGAAACUGUCAAACUGAUGAGAAAAUUGCUUAUGCCCCAACACACAUGUACUGUAUAUAUGCAUGUACGUUACAUUUAUGCCUUAUAUUUUUCAUAUUUUAGGAGCAGUUAUUAAAACAAUUGAAUUGA